Molecule: messenger RNA, 2551 nt
Organism: Lingula anatina
Lineage: Eukaryota; Metazoa; Brachiopoda; Lingulata; Lingulida; Lingulidae
Product: prestin-like
Biological process (GO): transmembrane transport
Cellular component (GO): membrane
Source: RefSeq, a predicted model, not a curated record
AAUAAUACAUAUCCGGUCACUGACAUUAUACACUGCCUUAGUUUCCCAGAGGUUCUAACAACUGGACUGUGUAAUCAUCUCAGAUACAGACAUCAAAAACUAUGGCAAGUGAAAGCACUGCUGAACUGCUUUAUUCCGGAGUCUCAGCAGAGACGUUUCCUCAACGCCAGCAGAACACCAUUGUUACCCAGGAGGAAUUCAAUCAGGAAAACCCUCCCCAUUACCCAGCCAUGAUGUCUAUGAAGAAACAACUCCAACAGAAGAAAUGCAAGGAGGACUGUUGGAUGAACACUCUGUUUAUGCUGUUUCCUUUCCUACGAGUUUUAUACACCUACAAGAUAAAGGAAUACCUUGUUGGUGAUAUUAUUUCUGGUUUGUCUGUUGGAGUGCUUCACAUUGCUCAAGGAAUGGGGUUUGGACUAUUGGCUUCCUUGCAACCCAUCCAUGGACUGUAUUCUUCAUUUUUUCCACUACUGUUGUAUUCCUUCUUUGGGACAUCGCGCCAUAUUUCCUUUGGAACCAUGGCCUUGACAGCAAUACUGGUGGCAGAGGUUGUGAACAGAGAGUACCCAAAGUACGCAGGCGACACCAAUGCUGGUAGUAACUCCUCCUCAAAUGCAAGUUUGGACCAAACCACAGACAUAACAGGGGAUGAAGUCAUGAGUGUGAAACUUGGAAUUGCCAUGUCUCUCAGCCUUGUCACUGGGAUAAUACAAGUCGGCAUGGGGAUAUUUCGCCUGGGUUUUGUCACCACUUAUCUAUCAGACGCAUUUGUUGGAGGGUUCACCACUGGGGCUGCUUUCCACAUUACAACCAGUCAGGUUAAAACCAUGCUCGGAUUGAAGAUCAAGGGAUUCUCUGGCCCAUUCAACCUUAUUUUCACCUAUAUGGAAAUCUUCAAGAAAAUAACUGACACUAACAUUGCUUCUCUUUGUAUAUCUGCUAUGUGCCUAGUUGUUAUCCUGUUAGUGAAAGUCUGUAUCAACCAGAGGUUCUCAAAAAAGUUAAAAGUGCCCAUUCCCAUUGAUCUGAUAGUGCUUAUAAUUGGAACUGUUGCUAGUCACUUCAUGAAUUUGAAGGACACUUAUGGCGUGGCUGUCAUAGGAACCGUUGCUCAAGGCAUCCCACCUCCAAGUGUUCCACCACUGAAUAUAGCUAGUAAUUUUAUCAUUGAUGCAGUUAUUCUUGCAAUUGUAAGUUUUGCCAUAUCAAUUUCCAUGGCCAAAAUCUUUACAACAAAGUACCACUAUGACGUUGACAACAACCAAGAACUUUUGGCAUAUGGCUUGUCCAAUGGAAUUGGCUCUUUCUUUGGCUGCUUCGUUGGAGCUGUUGCCCCUCCACGCACCAUGCUUCACGAUUCAGCAGGUGGUAAAACACAGGUCCAUAGCGUAGUGUCAGCCAUAUUGGUUUUGAUUGUCAUUUUGGCCCUCAGCCCCCUUUUCGCCUCUCUGCCCAACUGCAUCUUAGCAGCAGUAAUUGUAGCAGCCUUGCAAAAGCUUUUCAUGCAGUUUGAAAACUUGCCCAGGCUGUGGAGGGUCAGCAUGUGUGAUUUUUUCAUCUGGUUUAUGACCUGGAUGGCAGUGGUGAUUUUGGACAUAGGUACAGGUCUGGGAGUGGGUCUUGCCUUUUCAUUCAUAACAGUAGUGAUGCGAACCCAAUUUGCCAGAGGGUACACCUUGGUCAAAACAGACGACAUGGACAAAUUUGUCAGCACCCAACAUUACCCUAACAUACCAAAACCACCUUCUUCCUCCAACAUCAACAUUUUCCAAUUUCAGUCAGCUCUAUAUUUUGCUAAUGCCGAACUUUUUAAAGAGAAAUUGUUCAAGAUGGUAGGUAAACCUUAUGAAGUAAAAACACAUAAGAGUGGAAAUGAAGAUAUAGAGAGGGCAGAGAAUAGCAAUGAAUCUGCAGACAGUAGGGGAGGAAUGGGAAAAAACGCAGAAAAUAACAGUGUCUCAAAAGAAACUGAAACUAGACCGUCUGACUCCAGUAGUAAUUCCGCCCAAUCAAUUUUGAUUCUAGACUGUACAAGAAUAGUAUUCAUUGACUCGUCAGGUAUCAAGGCUCUGAGCCAGGUCUAUAGUGAGUACAAGCAUUUAGGGGUCACAGUUUUUAUGGCAGGGUGCACAGAGGGCGUUUACCAGGCUCUGCAAAAUGGAAACUAUUUUGACCUUUUUCCCUCUGGUUAUGUUUUUAUGACUUUAAUAGAUGCUUAUCACAUGGCUGUAAUGUGCCUGGGUUCUGAUUCAAAAACAGUCCUUUGAAAAUUAUACUGAUAUUCAUUUUGACUAAACUCGUAAUUUAAGUAUUCAAAGGUCAUUUUUUGUCAUUGUAUCUUAACAUAGUAAUGUCUCCUAAAUGAUUUAACUAUCAAUCUGUUAAGAGGGAAUGACAUUUUUAUUCAAUGACUACUGUGACCAUUGGAAUCUAUUGAGUGGAAAUGAUGUACACUUCAUUUUAUUGGCCUAAAUGAAGUAGCUCAGCAAAAAAUUUCAUUUUUAAACAAUUCAUUGUGCUUAUAAUAUAUUCCAAGAGCUUCAUAUAU